AUGCGUUGGCUGCUUAUACCAUUUACUUUAUGGUGGCAUUCGCAUUUGGCAUCUUGCACGCGGCAUGUUUCACCGUUCGAGCUUACCGUCAAUUCCGGAUCGAUUCGCGGUGAACGAUUGUUUAUCGACGGGCAAGAUUACACGGUAUUCAAAGGAAUACCGUAUGCAAUGCCUCCAGUAGGAUAUCUUCGAUUCCAAAUGCCGAAAGAGCCCGCAAAAUGGCGAGGAGUCAUGAAUGCGACACAAUACAGUCCAAUGUGUAUGCAGAACAUUGAUGAGACUGAUGCCAGUGAGCCUGAGCGAUAUGUGGCGCAUGUCUCCGAAGAUUGCCUCUACCUUAAUGUAUUCUCACCAACUCCGUAUCAAUACACGAACGACACUUAUCCGGUGAUCGUAUUCAUUCAUGGCGGCCGUUUUCAAUCGGGCUCCGGAAGCGACAUUCCGCAACGCGCCAUACUCACCAACUUUGUGUCACGCAAGGCGAGUUUUUGCACCCAAAUUGUUUUUGUUUGUUUGUUUAUCGUCUUUGUUACUUUUAAUUAUCGACUUGGUCCACUUGGUUUUGCAUCAACGGGUGAUAAUGUUCUGCCAGGGAAUAUAGGAUUAUGGGAUCAGAUCUGGGCUCUCAAAUGGGUCAAGGCCAAUGCUGAAGUAUUCGGUGGAGAUCCUUCAAAUAUAUUAUUGAUGGGACAUGGAACUGGAGCAGCUUCUGCUUCGCUUCUCGCACUUUCCCCGCGAGCCGAAGGACUGUUUCAGAAAGUUCUACUUAUGUCAGGCUCGGCACUUCAACCGGGAAUUGUGAGGAAUACUCAAGUAAACGCUACCUGGAAUAUGAACGAUAGAUUUGGAUGCAGAGCUUUCAACUCUUCCGAGCUUCUUGAUUGCGCCAGAAAACGAAGCAAAGAGGAAAUCUUUCAAUAUAGAAAACUUAGCUACGAUGAUUAUGAAGAAUUUGUUCCAAACGUGGAUGGAAUUGGAGGAAUUUUGCCAGAACCUCCAGAGCAGUUAGCUCUACACCGAAGAAAGACUCCAAUAAUGAUAGGGACUACAAGAGACGAAAGUUCUCUACGGAUACUUCUACUGAAUGAAAAAGAGUUGAAUUUAUCAGCAUUGUCGUGGGAGCAAGGCGAGAAAUUGGCGGAUAACUUAACCUUAGGAUAUAAACAGUUCCAAAAUCAUCGAUUAAUAUCACAAGGUUGUAAAUCCGAGUACGUUUGGACGCAAGUUGAUCCCUCAUUCCCUGAAACGGUUCUAUUCAAUUCAAUUUUAAAGAUGUAUUCCCAUUUCUGGUAUGAUGCUCCCGCUUCUCAAUUGGCCACUUAUUACCUCAAAUACGAUCUUCCCGUCUUCCUUUAUUCAUUUGAUCAUAUUAGCGAAAAUUUCUAUGAUAUUGACAGAGCAUUCCAUGGUGUCGACAAAUUGCACAUUUUCAAUGUGACACCACGAUUCCUCAACAAGAGAAAGGAUAUGAACUGGCAAUUGGAUCAAAGAGUUGUCGAAAUUUUCUCGGAACUUGUCGUGAAUUUUGCAAUAUUUGGACAACCUACCCAUGAAAACGAUGGAUUUAAUUUUAAUUGGACAUCAACAACUAGCCAUCAAUUAAACUAUUUGUCAAUAACUGAUAGUCCAACAAUGCAGGUCGGAUUCCGCUGGCAAGGUCACGUUUUCUGGAAUUGGUACGCCCGAUCGUUAGACGCCGUGGACGUGGGAAAUAUUCAACGAAUCGCCCAGCUUGAUAGAGACGUUGGUAACUGGCAGUUUGCUACUGCCAUGCUCUCAUUCUGCUCGAUGUUCUUUUUCGCGAUCCUCGUCGGCCUUGCCUGCUACUGCACUAGAAAGGAAUCCGAUGAAGACGAGCUCUAG
Caenorhabditis bovis is the source of this 1863-nucleotide messenger RNA. The record is from the annotation of a GenBank genome assembly. Lineage: Eukaryota; Metazoa; Nematoda; Chromadorea; Rhabditida; Rhabditidae.